AUGGGGAAGCGGCAGAGGGAGGAGGGAGAGCGGAAGGAGGAGGAAGAGAAGGUGGAGCGCGAGAAGGAGGAGAGGCGGCAGUGGGAGGAGGAAGAGCAGAAGAGGGUGGAGGAAAAAAAGACAGAGCGCGAAAAGGAGGAGACUCGGCAGAGAGAGGAGGAAGCGCGGAAGAGGGAGGAGGAACGGGUUGAGCGCGAAAAAGAGGAGAAGCGGCAGAGGGAGAAGGAAGAGCGGCAGAGGGAGGAUGAGAGAAGCGCGGAGCGCGAACAGGAGAAGAAGCGGCAGAGGGAGGAGGGAGAGCGGAAGGAGGAGGAAGAGAAGGUGGAGCGCGAGAAGGAGGAGAGGCGGCAGCGGGAGGAGGAAGAGCAGAAGAGGGUGGAGGAAAAAAAGACUGAGCGCGAAAAGGAGGAGACUCGGCAGAGAGAGGAGGAAGCGCGGAAGAGGGAGGAGGAACGGGUUGAGCGCGAAAAAGAGGAGAAGCGGCAGAGGGAGAAGGAAGAGCGGCAGAGGGAGGAUGAGAGAAGCGCGGAGCGCGAACCAGAGAAGAAGCGGCAGAGGGAGGAGGGAGAGCGGAAGGAGGAGGAAAAGAAGGUGGAGCGCGAGAAGGAGGAGAGGCGGCAGCGGGAGGAGGAAGCGCAGAAGAGGGAAAAGCGGCAGAGGGAGAAGGAAGAGCGGCAGAGGGAGGAUGAGAGAAGCGCAGAGCGCGAACCGGAGAAGAAGCGGCAGAGGGAGGAGGGAGAGCGGAAGGAGGAGGAAGAGAAGGUGGAGCGCAAGAAGGAGGAGAGGCGGCAGCGGGAGGAGGAAGCGCAGAAGAGGGUGGUGGAAAAAAAGACAGCGCGCGAAAAGGAGGAGAAUCGGCAGAGAGAGGAGGGAGCGCGGAAGGAGGAGGAGGAACGGGUUGAGCGCGAAAAAGAGGAGAAGCGGCAGAGGGAGAAGGAAGAGCGGCAGAGGGAGGAUGAGAGAAGCGCGGAGCGCGAACCGGAGAAGAAGCGGCAGAGGGAGGAGGGAGAGCGGAAGGAGGAGGAAGAGAAGGUGGAGCGCGAGAAGGAGGAGAGGCGGCAGCGGGAGGAGGAAGAGCAGAAGAGGGUGGAGGAAAAAAAGACUGAGCGCGAAAAGGAGGAGACUCGGCAGAGAGAGGAGGAAGCGCGGAAGAGGGAGGAGGAACGGGUUGAGCGCGAAAAAGAGGAGAAGCGGCAGAGGGAGAAGGAAGAGCGGCAGAGGGAGGAUGAGAGAAGCGCGGAGCGCGAACCAGAGAAGAAGCGGCAGAGGGAGGAGGGAGAGCGGAAGGAGGAGGAAAAGAAGGUGGAGCGCGAGAAGGAGGAGAGGCGGCAGCGGGAGGAGGAAGCGCAGAAGAGGAAGCGGCAGAGGGAGAAGGAAGAGCGGCAGAGGGAGGAUGAGAGAAGCGCGGAGCGCGAACCGGAGAAGAAGCGGCAGAGGGAGGAGGGAGAGCGGAAGGAGGAGGAAGAGAAGGUGGAGCGCGAGAAGGAGGAGAGGCGGCAGCGGGAGUUGGAAGCGCAGAAGAGGGUGGUGGAAAAAAAGACAGCGCGUGAAAAGGAGGAGAAUCGGCAGAGAGAGGAGGGAGCGCGGAAGGAAGAGGAGGAACGGGUUGAGCGCGAAAAAGAGGAGAAGCGGCAGAGGGAGAAGGAAGAGCGGCAGAGGGAGGAUGAGAGAAGCGCGGAGCGCGAACCGGAGAAGAAGCGGCAGAGGGAGGAGGGAGAGCGGAAGGAGGAGGAAGAGAAGGUGGAGCGCGAGAAGGAGGAGAGGCGGCAGCGGGAGGAGGAAGAGCAGAAGAGGGUGGAGGAAAAAAAGACAGCGCGCGAAAAGGAGGAGAAUCGGCAGAGAGAGGAGGGAGCGCGGAAGGAGGAGGAGGAACAGGUUCAGCGCCAAAAAGAGGAGAAGCGGCAGAGGGAGGUGGAAGCACGAAAGGAGGAGGAGGAACGGGUGGAGCGCGAAAAGGAGGAGGAACGGAAAAGGGAGGAGGACAAAAUGGCUCAGCGCGGAAUAGAGGAGAAGAGGCAGAGCGAGGAGGGCGAGCGAAAGAGGGAGGAGGAGGGGAAGGAGGAUCGCGAACAAAAGGAGAAGCUGCAGAGGGAGGAGGAACGGGUUGAGCGCGAAAAAGAGGAGAAGCGGCAGAGGGAGAAGGAAGAGCGGCAGAGGGAGGAUGAGAGAAGCGCGGAGCGCGAACAGGAGAAGAAGCGGCAGAGGGAGGAGGGAGAGCGGAAGGAGGAGGAAAAGAAGGUGGAGCGCGAGAAGGAGGAGAGGCGGCAGCGGGAGGAGGAAGAGCAGAAGAGGGUGGAGGAAAAAAAGACAGAGCGCGAAAAGGAGGAGAAUCGGCAGAGAGAGGAGGAAGCGCGGAAGAGGGAGGAGGAACGGGUUGAGCGCGAAAAAGAGGAGAAGCGGCAGAGGGAGAAGGAAGAGCGGCAGAGGGAGGAUGAGAGAAGCGCGGAGCGCGAACAGGAGAAGAAGCGGCAGAGGGAGGAGGGAGAGCGGAAGGAGGAGGAAAAGAAGGUGGAGCGCGAGAAGGAGGAGAGGCGGCAGCGGGAGGAGGAAGAGCAGAAGAGGGUGGAGGAAAAAAAGACAGAGCGCGAAAAGGAGGAGAAUCGGCAGAGAGAGGAGGAAGCGCGGAAGAGGGAGGAGGAACGGGUUGAGCGCGAAAAAGAGGAGAAGCGGCAGAGGGAGAAGGAAGAGCGGCAGAGGGAGGAUGAGAGAAGCGCGGAGCGCGAACAGGAGAAGAAGCGGCAGAGGGAGGAGGGAGAGCGGAAGGAGGAGGAAGAGAAGGUGGAGCGCGAGAAGGAGGAGAGGCGGCAGUGGGAGGAGGAAGAGCAGAAGAGGGUGGAGGAAAAAAAGACAGAGCGCGAAAAGGAGGAGACUCGGCAGAGAGAGGAGGAAGCGCGGAAGAGGGAGGAGGAACGGGUUGAGCGCGAAAAAGAGGAGAAGCGGCAGAGGGAGAAGGAAGAGCGGCAGAGGGAGGAUGAGAGAAGCGCGGAGCGCGAACCGGAGAAGAAGCGGCAGAGGGAGGAGGGAGAGCGGAAGGAGGAGGAAAAGAAGGUGGAGCGCGAGAAGGAGGAGAGGCGGCAGCGGGAGGAGGAAGCGCAGAAGAGGGUGGUGGAAAAAAAGACAGCGCGCGAAAAGGAGGAGAAUCGGCAGAGAGAGGAGGAAGCGCGGAAGAGGGAGGAGGAACGGGUUGAGCGCGAAAAAGAGGAGAAGCGGCAGAGGGAGAAGGAAGAGCGGCAGAGGGAGGAUGAGAGAAGCGCGGAGCGCGAACCGGAGAAGAAGCGGCAGAGGGAGGAGGGAGAGCGGAAGGAGGAGGAAGAGAAGGUGGAGCGCGAGAAGGAGGAGAGGCGGCAGCGGGAGGAGGAAGCGCAGAAGAGGGUGGUGGAAAAAAAGACAGCGCGCGAAAAGGAGGAGAAUCGGCAGAGAGAGGAGGGAGCGCGGAAGGAGGAGGAGGAACGGGUUGAGCGCGAAAAAGAGGAGAAGCGGCAGAGGGAGAAGGAAGAGCGGCAGAGGGAGGAUGAGAGAAGCGCGGAGCGCGAACCGGAGAAGAAGCGGCAGUGGGAGGAGGGAGAGCGGAAGGAGGAGGAAGAGAAGGUGGAGCGCGAGAAGGAGGAGAGGCGGCAGCGGGAGGAGGAAGAGCAGAAGAGGGUGGAGGAAAAAAAGACAGCGCGCGAAAAGGAGGAGAAUCGGCAGAGAGAGGAGGGAGCGCGGAAGGAGGAGGAGGAACAGGUUCAGCGCCAAAAAGAGGAGAAGCGGCAGAGGGAGGUGGAAGCGCGAAAGGAGGAGGAGGAACGGGUGGAGCGCGAAAAGGAGGAGGAACGGAAAAGGGAGGAGGACAAAAUGGCUCAGCGCGGAAUAGAGGAGAAGAGGCAGAGCGAGGAGGGCGAGCGAAAGAGGGAGGAGGAGGGGAAGGAGGAUCGCGAACAAAAGGAGAAGCUGCAGAGGGAGGAGGAACGGGUUGAGCGCGAAAAAGAGGAGAAGCGGCAGAGGGAGAAGGAAGAGCGGCAGAGGGAGGAUGAGAGAAGCGCGGAGCGCGAACCGGAGAAGAAGCGGCAGAGGGAGGAGGGAGAGCGGAAGGAGGAGGAAGAGAAGGUGGAGCGCGAGAAGGAGGAGAGGCGGCAGCGGGAGGAGGAAGCGCAGAAGAGGGUGGUGGAAAAAAAGACAGCGCGCGAAAAGGAGGAGAAUCGGCAGAGAGAGGAGGGAGCGCGGAAGGAGGAGGAGGAACGGGUUGAGCGCGAAAAAGAGGAGAAGCGGCAGAGGGAGAAGGAAGAGCGGCAGAGGGAGGAUGAGAGAAGCGCGGAGCGCGAACAGGAGAAGAAGCGGCAGAGGGAGGAGGGAGAGCGGAAGGAGGAGGAAAAGAAGGUGGAGCGCGAGAAGGAGGAGAGGCGGCAGCGGGAGGAGGAAGAGCAGAGGGUGGAGGAAGAAAAGACAGAGCGCGAAAAGGAGGAGAAUCGGCAGAGAGAGGAGGAAGCGCGGAAGAGGGAGGAGGAACGGGUUGAGCGCGAAAAAGAGGAGAAGCGGCAGAGGGAGAAGGAAGAGCGGCAGAGGGAGGAUGAGAGAAGCGCGGAGCGCGAACAGGAGAAGAAGCGGCAGAGGGAGGAGGGAGAGCGGAAGGAGGAGGAAGAGAAGGUGGAGCGCGAGAAGGAGGAGAGGCGGCAGCGGGAGGAGGAAGAGCAGAAGAGGGUGGAGGAAAAAAAGACUGAGCGCGAAAAGGAGGAGACUCGGCAGAGAGAGGAGGAAGCGCGGAAGAGGGAGGAGGAACGGGUUGAGCGCGAAAAAGAGGAGAAGCGGCAGAGGGAGAAGGAAGAGCGGCAGAGGGAGGAUGAGAGAAGCGCGGAGCGCGAACCGGAGAAGAAGCGGCAGAGGGAGGAGGGAGAGCGGAAGGAGGAGGAAAAGAAGGUGGAGCGCGAGAAGGAGGAGAGGCGGCAGCGGGAGGAGGAAGCGCAGAAGAGGGUGGUGGAAAAAAAGACAGCGCGCGAAAAGGAGGAGAAUCGACAGAGAGAGGAGGAAGCGCGGAAGAGGGAGGAGGAACGGGUUGAGCGCGAAAAAGAGGAGAAGCGGCAGAGGGAGAAGGAAGAGCGGCAGAGGGAGGAUGAGAGAAGCGCGGAGCGCGAACCGGAGAAGAAGCGGCAGAGGGAGGAGGGAGAGCGGAAGGAGGAGGAAGAGAAGGUGGAGCGCGAGAAGGAGGAGAGGCGGCAGCGGGAGGAGGAAGAGCAGAAGAGGGUGGAGGAAAAAAAGACAGCGCGCGAAAAGGAGGAGAAUCGGCAGAGAGAGGAGGGAGCGCGGAAGGAGGAGGAGGAACAGGUUCAGCGCCAAAAAGAGGAGAAGCGGCAGAGGGAGGUGGAAGCGCGAAAGGAGGAGGAGGAACGGGUGGAGCGCGAAAAGGAGGAGGAACGGAAAAGGGAGGAGGACAAAAUGGCUCAGCGCGGAAUAGAGGAGAAGAGGCAGAGCGAGGAGGGCGAGCGAAAGAGGGAGGAGGAGGGGAAGGAGGAUCGCGAACAAAAGGAGAAGCUGCAGAGGGAGGAGGAACGGGUUGAGCGCGAAAAAGAGGAGAAGCGGCAGAGGGAGAAGGAAGAGCGGCAGAGGGAGGAUGAGAGAAGCGCGGAGCGCGAACAGGAGAAGAAGCGGCAGAGGGAGGAGGGAGAGCGGAAGGAGGAGGAAAAGAAGGUGGAGCGCGAGAAGGAGGAGAGGCGGCAGCGGGAGGAGGAAGAGCAGAAGAGGGUGGAGGAAAAAAAGACAGAGCGCGAAAAGGAGGAGAAUCGGCAGAGAGAGGAGGAAGCGCGGAAGAGGGAGGAGGAACGGGUUGAGCGCGAAAAAGAGGAGAAGCGGCAGAGGGAGAAGGAAGAGCGGCAGAGGGAGGAUGAGAGAAGCGCGGAGCGCGAACAGGAGAAGAAGCGGCAGAGGGAGGAGGGAGAGCGGAAGGAGGAGGAAAAGAAGGUGGAGCGCGAGAAGGAGGAGAGGCGGCAGUGGGAGGAGGAAGAGCAGAAGAGGGUGGAGGAAAAAAAGACAGAGCGCGAAAAGGAGGAGACUCGGCAGAGAGAGGAGGAAGCGCGGAAGAGGGAGGAGGAACGGGUUGAGCGCGAAAAAGAGGAGAAGCGGCAGAGGGAGAAGGAAGAGCGGCAGAGGGAGGAUGAGAGAAGCGCGGAGCGCGAACCGGAGAAGAAGCGGCAGAGGGAGGAGGGAGAGCGGAAGGAGGAGGAAAAGAAGGUGGAGCGCGAGAAGGAGGAGAGGCGGCAGCGGGAGGAGGAAGCGCAGAAGAGGGUGGUGGAAAAAAAGACAGCGCGCGAAAAGGAGGAGAAUCGGCAGAGAGAGGAGGAAGCGCGGAAGAGGGAGGAGGAACGGGUUGAGCGCGAAAAAGAGGAGAAGCGGCAGAGGGAGAAGGAAGAGCGGCAGAGGGAGGAUGAGAGAAGCGCGGAGCGCGAACCGGAGAAGAAGCGGCAGAGGGAGGAGGGAGAGCGGAAGGAGGAGGAAGAGAAGGUGGAGCGCGAGAAGGAGGAGAGGCGGCAGCGGGAGGAGGAAGCGCAGAAGAGGGUGGUGGAAAAAAAGACAGCGCGCGAAAAGGAGGAGAAUCGGCAGAGAGAGGAGGGAGCGCGGAAGGAGGAGGAGGAACGGGUUGAGCGCGAAAAAGAGGAGAAGCGGCAGAGGGAGAAGGAAGAGCGGCAGAGGGAGGAUGAGAGAAGCGCGGAGCGCGAACCGGAGAAGAAGCGGCAGAGGGAGGAGGGAGAGCGGAAGGAGGAGGAAGAGAAGGUGGAGCGCGAGAAGGAGGAGAGGCGGCAGCGGGAGGAGGAAGAGCAGAAGAGGGUGGAGGAAAAAAAGACAGCGCGCGAAAAGGAGGAGAAUCGGCAGAGAGAGGAGGGAGCGCGGAAGGAGGAGGAGGAACAGGUUCAGCGCCAAAAAGAGGAGAAGCGGCAGAGGGAGGUGGAAGCGCGAAAGGAGGAGGAGGAACGGGUGGAGCGCGAAAAGGAGGAGGAACGGAAAAGGGAGGAGGACAAAAUGGCUCAGCGCGGAAUAGAGGAGAAGAGGCAGAGCGAGGAGGGCGAGCGAAAGAGGGAGGAGGAGGGGAAGGAGGAUCGCGAACAAAAGGAGAAGCUGCAGAGGGAGGAGGAACGGGUUGAGCGCGAAAAAGAGGAGAAGCGGCAGAGGGAGAAGGAAGAGCGGCAGAGGGAGGAUGAGAGAAGCGCGGAGCGCGAACAGGAGAAGAAGCGGCAGAGGGAGGAGGGAGAGCGGAAGGAGGAGGAAAAGAAGGUGGAGCGCGAGAAGGAGGAGAGGCGGCAGCGGGAGGAGGAAGAGCAGAAGAGGGUGGAGGAAAAAAAGACAGAGCGCGAAAAGGAGGAGAAUCGGCAGAGAGAGGAGGAAGCGCGGAAGAGGGAGGAGGAACGGGUUGAGCGCGAAAAAGAGGAGAAGCGGCAGAGGGAGAAGGAAGAGCGGCAGAGGGAGGAUGAGAGAAGCGCGGAGCGCGAACAGGAGAAGAAGCGGCAGAGGGAGGAGGGAGAGCGGAAGGAGGAGGAAAAGAAGGUGGAGCGCGAGAAGGAGGAGAGGCGGCAGCGGGAGGAGAAAGAGCAGAAGAGGGUGGAGGAAAAAAAGACAGAGCGCGAAAAGGAGGAGAAUCGGCAGAGAGAGGAGGAAGCGCGGAAGAGGGAGGAGGAACGGGUUGAGCGCGAAAAAGAGGAGAAGCGGCAGAGGGAGAAGGAAGAGCGGCAGAGGGAGGAUGAGAGAAGCGCGGAGCGCGAACAGGAGAAGAAGCGGCAGAGGGAGGAGGGAGAGCGGAAGGAGGAGGAAGAGAAGGUGGAGCGCGAGAAGGAGGAGAGGCGGCAGUGGGAGGAGGAAGAGCAGAAGAGGGAGAAGCGGCAGAGGGAGAAGGAAGAGCGGCAGAGGGAGGAUGAGAGAAGCGCGGAGCGCGAACAGGAGAAGAAGCGGCAGAGGGAGGAGGGAGAGCGGAAGGAGGAGGAAGAGAAGGUGGAGCGCGAGAAGGAGGAGAGGCGGCAGCGGGAGGAGGAAGAGCAGAAGAGGGUGGAGGAAAAAAAGACUGAGCGCGAAAAGGAGGAGACUCGGCAGAGAGAGGAGGAAGCGCGGAAGAGGGAGGAGGAACGGGUUGAGCGCGAAAAAGAGGAGAAGCGGCAGAGGGAGAAGGAAGAGCGGCAGAGGGAGGAUGAGAGAAGCGCGGAGCGCGAACCGGAGAAGAAGCGGCAGAGGGAGGAGGGAGAGCGGAAGGAGGAGGAAAAGAAGGUGGAGCGCGAGAAGGAGGAGAGGCGGCAGCGGGAGGAGGAAGCGCAGAAGAGGGUGGUGGAAAAAAAGACAGCGCGCGAAAAGGAGGAGAAUCGACAGAGAGAGGAGGAAGCGCGGAAGAGGGAGGAGGAACGGGUUGAGCGCGAAAAAGAGGAGAAGCGGCAGAGGGAGAAGGAAGAGCGGCAGAGGGAGGAUGAGAGAAGCGCGGAGCGCGAACCGGAGAAGAAGCGGCAGAGGGAGGAGGGAGAGUGGAAGGAGGAGGAAGAGAAGGUGGAGCGCGAGAAGGAGGAGAGGCGGCAGUGGGAGGAGGAAGAGCAGAAGAGGGUGGAGGAAAAAAAGACAGAGCGCGAAAAGGAGGAGACUCGGCAGAGAGAGGAGGAAGCGCGGAAGAGGGAGGAGGAACGGGUUGAGCGCGAAAAAGAGGAGAAGCGGCAGAGGGAGAAGGAAGAGCGGCAGAGGGAGGAUGAGAGAAGCGCGGAGCGCGAACAGGAGAAGAAGCGGCAAAGGGAGGAGGGAGAGCGGAAGGAGGAGGAAGAGAAGGUGGAGCGCGAGAAGGAGGAGAGGCGGCAGCGGGAGGAGGAAGAGCAGAAGAGGGUGGAGGAAAAAAAGACUGAGCGCGAAAAGGAGGAGACUCGGCAGAGAGAGGAGGAAGCGCGGAAGAGGGAGGAGGAACGGGUUGAGCGCGAAAAAGAGGAGAAGCGGCAGAGGGAGAAGGAAGAGCGGCAGAGGGAGGAUGAGAGAAGCGCGGAGCGCGAACCGGAGAAGAAGCGGCAGAGGGAGGAGGGAGAGCGGAAGGAGGAGGAAAAGAAGGUGGAGCGCGAGAAGGAGGAGAGGCGGCAGCGGGAGGAGGAAGCGCAGAAGAGGGUGGUGGAAAAAAAGACAGAGCGCGAAAAGGAGGAGAAUCGGCAGAGAGAGGAGGAAGCGCGGAAGAGGGAGGAGGAACGGGUUGAGCGCGAAAAAGAGGAGAAGCGGCAGAGGGAGAAGGAAGAGCGGCAGAGGGAGGAUGAGAGAAGCGCGGAGCGCGAACCGGAGAAGAAGUGGCAGAGGGAGGAGGGAGAGCGGAAGGAGGAGGAAAAGAAGGUGGAGCGCGAGAAGGAGGAGAGGCGGCAGCGGGAGGAGGAAGCGCAGAAGAGGGUGGUGGAAAAAAAGACAGCGCGCGAAAAGGAGGAGAAUCGGCAGAGAGAGGAGGAAGCGCGGAAGAGGGAGGAGGAACGGGUUGAGCGCGAAAAAGAGGAGAAGCGGCAGAGGGAGAAGGAAGAGCGGCAGAGGGAGGAUGAGAGAAGCGCGGAGCGCGAACCGGAGAAGAAGCGGCAGAGGGAGGAGGGAGAGUGGAAGGAGGAGGAAGAGAAGGUGGAGCGCGAGAAGGAGGAGAGGCGGCAGUGGGAGGAGGAAGAGCAGAAGAGGGUGGAGGAAAAAAAGACAGAGCGCGAAAAGGAGGAGACUCGGCAGAGAGAGGAGGAAGCGCGGAAGAGGGAGGAGGAACGGGUUGAGCGCGAAAAAGAGGAGAAGCGGCAGAGGGAGAAGGAAGAGCGGCAGAGGGAGGAUGAGAGAAGCGCGAAGCGCGAACAGGAGAAGAAGCGGCAAAGGGAGGAGGGAGAGCGGAAGGAGGAGGAAGAGAAGGUGGAGCGCGAGAAGGAGGAGAGGCGGCAGCGGGAGGAGGAAGAGCAGAAGAGGGUGGAGGAAAAAAAGACUGAGCGCGAAAAGGAGGAGACUCGGCAGAGAGAGGAGGAAGCGCGGAAGAGGGAGGAGGAACGGGUUGAGCGCGAAAAAGAGGAGAAGCGGCAGAGGGAGAAGGAAGAGCGGCAGAGGGAGGAUGAGAGAAGCGCGGAGCGCGAACCGGAGAAGAAGCGGCAGAGGGAGGAGGGAGAGCGGAAGGAGGAGGAAAAGAAGGUGGAGCGCGAGAAGGAGGAGAGGCGGCAGCGGGAGGAGGAAGCGCAGAAGAGGGUGGUGGAAAAAAAGACAGCGCGCGAAAAGGAGGAGAAUCGGCAGAGAGAGGAGGGAGCGCGGAAGGAGGAGGAGGAACGGGUUGAGCGCGAAAAAGAGGAGAAGCGGCAGAGGGAGAAGGAAGAGCGGCAGAGGGAGGAUGAGAGAAGCGCGGAGCGCGAACCGGAGAAGAAGCGGCAGAGGGAGGAGGGAGAGCGGAAGGAGGAGGAAGAGAAGGUGGAGCGCGAGAAGGAGGAGAGGCGGCAGCGGGAGGAGGAAGAGCAGAAGAGGGUGGAGGAAAAAAAGACAGCGCGCGAAAAGGAGGAGAAUCGGCAGAGAGAGGAGGGAGCGCGGAAGGAGGAGGAGGAACAGGUUCAGCGCCAAAAAGAGGAGAAGCGGCAGAGGGAGGUGGAAGCGCGAAAGGAGGAGGAGGAACGGGUGGAGCGCGAAAAGGAGGAGGAACGGAAAAGGGAGGAGGACAAAAUGGCUCAGCGCGGAAUAGAGGAGAAGAGGCAGAGCGAGGAGGGCGAGCGAAAGAGGGAGGAGGAGGGGAAGGAGGAUCGCGAACAAAAGGAGAAGCUGCAGAGGGAGGAGGAAGUGCGAAAAAGGGAGGAUGAGAAAAAGGCUGAGCGCGAAAAAAGGGAGUUGCGGCAGCGGGAGGAGGAAGAGCGGAAGCGGGAGGAGGAGAGGAAGGAGGAGCGCGAAAAAAAUGAGAAGCGGCAUAGGGAGGAGGAACGGGAGCGGAAGAGGCCGGAGGUCGAGGAUCGACCGGCGCGCGAAAAGGAAGCGAGGGAAAACGGGGAGCAGGAGCGUAAAAGGCUGGAGGCCAGGGAGCGGAAAGCGCGAGAUGAGCCGAGGGAAGGGGAGCGAGUGCGACAGAGGGUGGAGGCUGGAGGGCGAGAACCGCGCGAAAGGGAGGAGGCUCGGCAGGGGCAGGAACGGGAACGGAAGAGAGCCGAAAGCGAACGCCGAAAGCAUGAGCUGCUAAGUCUAGAGCGCGAAAGGCAAGUUGCAAGACAGAUGGGUGCAGCCGGGGAGAAUCUUGGUCUGGAGCGUCAGAGUGAUCGACUGGAGGAAAACGAUCGGCGUGUGAAUGGGGGCGCUUUAAAGAGGCACGAAAGGCAGAGAGAUGUUGCAGGGUUCGGUGAACAAGGCGCAGGAGGGCAGCGGCGUGGUGAUGGAACUCGUCACACGAACGAGGCCUUUAGGGGUGCGAGGGUCUUUCACGCGCAGAUGGGGCGACCUGCCGGGGAAGGAGCUCCACCAGGGGUAAAAGGCGACCAGGCAACCGGGGACCAGCAGGGGCCAACGCAUCGUAGGGCAGCGGAUUUGGGACCGAGACAGGGCAUCCAGCAGAAAGGUGGUCGGCGUGAUGAUCAAACAGGACGGAACAGGGUUGGCGAUGGUGACCGUAGGAGGAUCGAGCAGUCAAGGCAACCUGGUCGGCGAGAGGGUGAAGCGCGUUUAAUACCGCAGGGUGAGAGGGUUGCGGAGGAGCAUGUCUGGCGUGGGGUGGGAUUUGGAGUGGAGGAAGCGCACCGAAGGGAGAAUCAGCUGAGGGUUGCGGGUGGACGGGUGGAAGAGGAGCAGGAGAGCGCGGCUAGUGCGCUCCCUAUUCAGAGGAAUCGUCCGCGUGCGGCAGAGAAUCCUGCUGCGGGGCAGGGUGAGGAGCUGGAGGAGGGUGAAUGGGUGGCCUUGGAGACACAACUGCAGGAGCAGGAGAAAGAUGGGCCCCAGUUUUUCGAGGAAACGGCGGGUGGAUUUGAGGAGGCCGGAGACCGCAUCGCAGCUAACGGCAGGGUGCAUACCACACGGGAGUUAAUGCGGCGUCUGACAUUGGUGGCGAGGUCAGUUGCCAGGAUUUCGUCGGAACAAGGUGUUCGAUUCAGCGACUGCAUGGCCGAGAUUCGCCAGUUUGGUGCGCGGAUGCAGGGAUGGGAAGCAUCGUACUUGCAGGACUACGAUGAUCUGACAAACGAGUACCACACGCUAAAGGAUUCUGUUGUGCGAGAGCGCGAGGAGCUUCGGGAAAUCCGUUCUGCUCUUUUGACGUCUACGGCCGAGGCACGAGCGGCAGCAGCUGAUGCAGGUCGAGCAGCUGCAACGGCGGUUGUAGAAGCAUUGCAGGAAAAGCUCGAGGGGUUUUCCGAGGCGUUUCUAGAAAGGCUGAAGGGUGUUGUGGCGCAGGCGCUAGAGCAAGCGUCAAAAGAAGGGAAGCUUGAGUCCACGAUCGCAUCCGUCUCCAUCGAAUACCUGGAAAAGACUAUCGAGAAUAGCGUAUACACAGUGUGGGAGGAUCUCAGAGUUGCGGAAGACAAGAACUCUCAGAGUUUCAAAGCUAUUCAGAAGGCUCUUGCAGGAAUGACAGCAAAGCCCCGUGGGCGGACUGGACCCAUCCACGUCGGAAAUCCACACGCCGCCAGACCAGAUGCCACAAAGCUCAAAGGGCGGACGGGAGCCAUCAACGUCGGAAGUCCUCUCCCCGCCAGACCAGAUGGGCGGACGAGAGCCAUCAACGUCGGAAGUCCUCUUCCCGCCAGACCAGAUGCCACCAAGCUCAAAGGGCGGAUUGGACCCAUCAACGUCGGAAAUCCUCUCGCCGCCAGACCGGCCGGAACAAAGCUCAAAGGGCGGACUGGACCCAUCAACGUCGGAAAUCCGCAAGCCGACAGACCAGAGGCCACGCCAAACUUUUCGCGACCGCAGGGCGAAGCAGACUCACCAGACAUCCCUAUCGCCGCUGCACAUAAAGUAAUGGAAAGGUUUGUCGCGACCUCUGAGGGCGAGACGGGUGAGGCGGGUGAGGUGGGCGCUGGUGUGGCAGAUGUUGACUUGCGGGUCGAGCGUGAAAGCGAGGAGAAGCGAAAGCGGGAGGAGCACGCAAAGGCGGUGAAGAGGCGGGCACAAUUGGAGGCAGAAUUAGAAGCAAAGCGUGAUCGGAUAGCAAAAUUCGCUGAAGCGAAGCGGUUGGAGGCCGAAAAGCGCAAAAAGGACCUCGAAAUAGAGCGGCGGAAAGCGCAGCAGGAGAUGGAGCGUAUUGCACGGUUGGAGGAAGCCGCAAAGGAGGAGGAGGAGAUGCAACGAAAGGUCUUAGCGGUAGAAACGGAGAAAAUGGAAAAGGAAAAGCGUAGAAUUGCGGGAGAGAAUGUGGAUGCGGCAGUGGAGCAAGGGCAGGGAGAAGAGGCGGAAGGUGGAGAAGAGGCGGAAGGUCUAGUGUGUGCCGGGACUCUAAAUGUGAUUUGCAUGGUUCCGGAAGAACCACUGCAAGUAUUGGACCUGGAGGAGGAGCAAGAUGAUUCAGUGCAUCUGAACGGCCCAGGUGAUUCAGAGACUCAACCGCCUUCGAAAAGGCCUCGCAUAGAGCACACGGGAACGAACACGGACGCAGAUGAAGGGUCUUUUGGAGAUGCUGAGUCAGAGGAUGCAGUCGGUGAAAAUGUGUCGGGAAAUCAGAAUGUUCAACCCAUGUUGGGAGAGGCGGCAGACGAGGUGGCACAGCGAAGGAUCGAUGUGCUACCAGACGAGCUAGGAAAGAGAUGGGGGGAAACAAAGCAUUUCAGAUCGAGUGGUCUUACUACACGCGAAAAGAAGAACAAGGACGGGGUGGUGACCGUGCGCUACAACUCGGAGCAGACCGUCGGAGGUGUGAAGAGGAACAUGGGGAGCUUCAAGGAGAAGAAACUGCGCGACUUCACGGUGGCCGUUUGUUGGAUGGCCUAUAUCCCCGACACGGACAUGGUCCAUUACGGCAUGGAUCAUGUCGAGGUUGGAGAGUGGGCGGUCCACCUCGAAUUCGCUCGUGAACUCCCGACAGGUGUCUGGAGUGUUAUGAACGAACUGAACCUGGACAAAUUCGAGAACUUCGACAACGUGAUGAAAAAAGCAUACGCACGGGUGAAAGAAGGCGCACAUUUCCAGGUGGCUGUUUGUACGGGGAUUGGACAGGCCCUGGUCCACGGAGGGGUCGGGCUGGUGUCGGCCCCGCGGUCCGCGGUCUAUGCAGCGGGAGUGGCUGCAACCCUCUAUACCCUGUGGUGUGCCUCGAUCGGCAUUCCCCACCAAGACUGGGCGGAGGGUGCGGAUGAGGCGGCUCGUGGCACGCUUAACGAGGGAAGCCUUGCGUUUCGAGCAACCUCAACGGCUCGGCUCGGAGUGUGGGCUUUAAAAUCGGUCAAGAACCAAACGCACGAAAAGGCAGACUGGGAAGGGGUUCUCACCAAAGCUAUUCUCAACCUUGUGGAUCCCGAGCCUGGGGAGACAGAGGCUAUUGAAAUGGCAAAAGUGGUGUCGAGGGUGCUUGUGUACUGGUGCGAGUGCUGUCUUGCGGCACAAAGCCUUUACACGUAUCAGGGUGGGAUGCUCCAUUUUCCCCAACCCACGAAAGGGGGACGGCGGAAGGCGAAUGCGGCAGGCAACGAGUGA
Closterium sp. Naga37s-1 is the source of this 14565-nucleotide messenger RNA. NCBI's taxonomy places the organism in Eukaryota, Viridiplantae, Streptophyta, Zygnematophyceae, Desmidiales, Closteriaceae. The record is from the annotation of a GenBank genome assembly.